This is a messenger RNA of Fusarium venenatum, 1107 nucleotides long. The record is from RefSeq and is a predicted model, not a curated record. NCBI's taxonomy places the organism in Eukaryota, Fungi, Ascomycota, Sordariomycetes, Hypocreales, Nectriaceae.
CUGGUAUUAGGUAAAACUGUCUUCACGUCGAGUAUAAUUAGCCACCUCAAAGAACGAAAGACUUCGGGCAACGAUUCGGCUGAAAAAUUCUCCAUUUCCUAUUUCUAUUUCAAACACGAUCAGCCCAAGUACUCAUUGGUCUUCAUGCUUCUCACCCUACUGUCCCAUCUAGUCUCUCAAGAUAGGAGCUUGCUUGAUCACGUCUACCAGGCUUGCUGUUCCGCCGAGUCACAAGAACUUCGAUUGUUGGAAGAGGUCUCCCAUCAUGUCUCAAUGGUCCUCCAGUCGCAAUCCCGAUGUUUCGUAGUUAUCGAUGGACUAGAUGAAUGUUCAGAAGCGCCCAGAGUCUUAGAGUGGUUUGAAAGUGUCAUUUCCAAAGAGGAUAGCACUUUAGGAGAUACCGAGUUCAAUAUCCGUCUUUUCAUAUCUGGACAGCGAGACGGAAUUUUUGAACAAAGGAGGUCCAACUACACAAGAGUUGAUUUGGACAAAUCCUCCGGGCACGAGCAGGACAUCGAGGAGUUCGCGACGAUCAUGACCACCACAAUUCGAGACAAGUUCUCCUUGGACUUACAAGUUGAGCGGGAAUUCGCUUUGCGUGUUACUUCACAGGCAAAUGGAAUGUUUCUCUACGCACAGCUUGUCCUCAACAAUCUCUUCUCUCAGAUUUUAAAGUAUGACUUGAAGCAAGAGUUGAAAGCUGAAAUGUUUCCUGAGGGGCUUGAACAAGCUGCUGAGAAACCCAACAAAGCCGAUAGUGCCGUCGCGAAGCAAAUUCUUGGAAUGAUUAUUUGUGCUUGUCGACCUCUGCAUUGGAGAGAGAUACAAAGCAAAUAUUAUGUCGAUUCGAGCAGAGGAGACGCCGAUAUCGAUCGUGAAAUUGUGAUGAGCCAUAAGCAAAUAUGCAGCUCUAUAGUGGAAGUCAGCUAUCUCGAGUCAUCGUCAUCAUCGCCAGGGGAAGAGAUUAUUGAUAUCGUCCACAGCUUAGCUAAAGCGUAUUUGGUGCAGACAAAAGAAAUCCAUAUACCAACCGAGAAUGCAAGAAUGGCUCUAUUUUGCGCUAAAUAUAUGAUAUCUCGGCCACUUAUACCCGGACUUUUGAAGUAG